Molecule: messenger RNA, 1029 nt
Organism: Caenorhabditis remanei
Lineage: Eukaryota; Metazoa; Nematoda; Chromadorea; Rhabditida; Rhabditidae
Exons: 6
Coding region: 1-1029 (342 amino acids)
Source: RefSeq, a predicted model, not a curated record
AUGCUUGACCCAAUAUCCUUGUUCUUCUUGAGUUUCCAUACAUUUGCUGCAGUUGUCGGAUGUACUCUCAAUGCAAUUGUCCUCUUUUUGGCAUUAUUCCGAACUCCGAAGACGAUUGCUGCCUACACAACUAUCCUAAUCAACUUUGCACUGACUGAUUUUCUUGCGUGUUUCACCGAUUUCUUCAUUCAAAUGCGUCAUAUUCCUGCUGGAUUCACAAUGGCAUACAUGUCUCGUGGGCUUUGUACUCUUGUCGGACCGCACUUUUGUUACUUGAUAUACAGCGUCAAUAUAUCCCUAGUUGCUCACGGAUUAUGGUCUUUGUUACUGGGAUUUUCGUACAGAUAUUACAUAUUAUUUCAUCCGGCACCGACACGGAAAAUGCUGAUCAUCGCUUUGAUGAUAAUUUAUAUUCCAUCUUUCAUACAAAUGUGGGUUUUCCUGUUGGCUGAUGACGAUCCAGUGGAAAUCAAACGGAUCCUUAUGGAACGUUUCCCAGAAUAUGAGUUGGAGAAUGCGACAGUUUGUGGAACAAUUAACGUGAUUGAGUUCCCUGCAAUGUAUACAAUUCUGCAUAUGACUUGUCCAAUAACUCCAGUUUAUAUAACUAUUUGGAUAUUAAGAAAGAAGAUUAUCGAGAAGUUGGUAUCUAAUUCCAAGGAUAUGUCAUCCAAAACAAAGGAAAUGCAUAAACAACUUCUGAAGGCUCUAACCUGGCAAGCUCUGAUCCCUGGAUUCUACGGAAUGAGUAUUGCUUCUUACGUAACUGCUCAAUUCUUCUUCAACCAUCCAAUUUUCGAGUACACAACUCUCACUGGAUUCCUCUUCAUGCCUGUUCUUUCUCCUCUUUCUUGUCUUAUUUUCAUCCAAAUCUAUCGAAAACGAGUUCUCUCCUGGUGGUAUAUAGUCAUUGGAAAACCGAUUCCGGAAGAAUGGAUUUCUGUGUUAAACACUUCGAAAAUGGGAGCAACAACUGCAGCACCGUCGAGUGUCGCACCGCAUUCCACCGAAACCAAAUCGAAACAUUAA